CCCGGCAUCCCUCGCUCGGCUGCUGGGCUCGGCUGCGCUCGGUCGGCGGCUCCGCGCUGCUCUCGCCAUGGCCGCCUACAGCAAGUUCCUCACCGCGCGGCACUCCGCCAUCGCCGGGGCCGCCGCCACCUGCGCGCUGCUCUGCCUGCUCAGCAAGCGGCGGGCGGCCGCGCAGCACGGUAAAAGAAGUGGAAAGCAAGCUUUGCAGAAUAAUGAGCAGAAGGAGGGAAAGAAGGAGCGAGCGAUGGUGGACAGAGUGUUUAUUGCACGAAUAUGUCGAAUCCUGAAAAUAAUGGUCCCUAGAACACUGUGCAAAGAGACAGGUUAUUUGCUGCUUAUUGCUGUGAUGCUGGUAGUCCGAACUUACUGUGACAUUUGGAUGAUUCAAAAUGGAACAGUCAUUGAAAGUGCUAUCAUUGGCCGCAGCAGAAAAGAUUUCAAGAAAUACUUGUUCAACUUCAUUGCUGCAAUGCCUGCUAUCUCUUUAGUGAAUAACUUCCUGAAGUAUGGUCUAAAUGAACUGAAGCUCUGCUUCCGAGUAAGACUUACCAGAUACCUCUAUGAAGAAUAUCUUAAAACUUAUACAUACUACAAAAUGGGAAAUCUGGACAACAGAAUAGCCAAUCCAGAUCAACUCCUUACACAGGAUGUGGAAAAAUUCUGUAAUAGUGUAGUGGACCUGUACUCAAACCUUAGCAAGCCCUUCUUGGAUAUAGUUUUGUACAUCUUCAAGCUAACAAGUGCAAUAGGAGCACAGGGUCCAGCUAGCAUGAUGGCGUACUUGAUUAUUUCAGGGUUUUUCCUUACACGUUUAAGGAGGCCAAUUGGCAAGAUGACUAUUAUAGAACAGAAGUAUGAAGGGGAGUACAGAUAUGUCAACUCACGGCUCAUUACAAACAGUGAGGAAAUUGCUUUUUAUAAUGGAAACUUGAGAGAAAAACAGACUAUUCACAAGACUUUCCGUAAGCUGGUGGAACACUUGCAUAAUUUUAUCCUGUUCCGAUUCUCUAUGGGUUUCAUUGAUACUAUCAUUGCCAAAUACCUUGCCACUGUGGUUGGCUACCUGGUUGUUAGUCGUCCAUUUUUGAACCUGUCUGAUCCCCGCCAUCAGAAUAGCACUCAUGCAGAACUUUUGGAGGAUUACUACCAAAGUGGAAGAAUGCUACUGAGAAUGUCUCAAGCUCUGGGCAGAAUAGUCCUAGCAGGCCGUGAAAUGACAAGAUUGGCUGGUUUCACAGCUCGAAUCACGGAAUUAAUGCAGGUUCUCAAGGACUUGAACAGUGGCAAAUAUCAGCGUACAAUGAUAUCACAAGAAAAAGAUGGAGAUAAAAAGCAGCCUUUGUCUUUGAUACCUGGAUCUGGAGAAAUUAUCAACAGUGAUAACCUUAUCAAGUUUGAUCAUGUUCCAUUGGUGACACCUAAUGGAGAUGUUUUGAUUGAAGACCUUAACUUUGAGGUUCGAUCUGGUGCAAAUGUGCUGAUUUGUGGGCCAAAUGGGUGUGGGAAGAGCUCCCUGUUCCGUGUUCUUGGUGAGUUGUGGCCAUUGUUUGGUGGACGUUUAACAAAACCUGUGAGAGGGAAGUUGUUCUAUGUUCCUCAGAGACCAUACAUGACUCUUGGAACACUCAGAGAUCAAGUUAUAUAUCCAGAUACUUUGGAAGAUCAGAAAAAGAAAGGGAUUUCUGACCAGGUGCUGAAGGAGUACUUGGAUAAUGUCCAGCUGGGUCCAAUCUUGGAACGUGAAGGAGGCUGGGACAGUGUUCAGGACUGGAUGGAUGUACUCAGCGGGGGAGAAAAACAGAGAAUGGCAAUGGCAAGGCUGUUCUAUCAUAAGCCCCAGUUUGCAAUUCUGGAUGAGUGCACCAGUGCUGUUAGUGUGGAUGUAGAGGGCUACAUUUACAGCCACUGCCGAAAGGUUGGCAUCACUCUCUUCACUGUUUCUCACAGGAAGUCACUCUGGAAACAUCAUGAUUUCUACUUGCAUAUGGACGGCCGAGGAAACUAUGAGUUCAAGAAAAUAACUGAAGACACAGUUGAAUUUGGAUCUUAAAGUCAUGAACUGAACUGCUAGAAAUUGAUGAUUACAGGAAAUGUGUAGAAUGUCAGACAAUGUACCAUAAAAUUACUCAGCUUGUUAAACAUUUACUAUUAUGUAGGAUAUUGCUAAUUGUGUAUAUGUUGGUGUAAUUAUUGAUACGUACUAAGAAUGUCCUUAUUCUUGUGGUUUAAAAACCUGCCUAAAUUAAAUUGGGCUUAAAUUAGUGUAACCUGAUUCAUCCUGGGAUGCAAACCAUUUGAAAUCGGCUGAUUUGACUUUUGUAGACCUUCUUUCCCUUCGGUGAAAAGCCCUGUUAAAAUUAGGGUUGCUACCUCUCUUGUUCCUGCAAAGCAGUCUUGGAUUUUUGCUCUGUUCUAUGCAUGUUUCAGAGAGAUCUCGCAUGGUGCAGGACAUUGUCCCAUCCUCAGAUCUGUGCCCUGUUCAAUGAAAGAGCCUUUUCCGUGUCCAAGCCUUGUGAUGUAGCCAAUGUGCCCUUGCUGAAAAAGGAUGAACUGAAACUAAAAGACAAAACUAAUUCCUUCUGGUGUUUAAAAAAAAUUACAGUUGUUCUUUGCUGGGAUUUGGAUUUGUCUUUGACAUCUGUCUGUCCAUGCAGUUCCCUCUGCAGCUCAGCUCUCAUUCUCUCCCAAUUUAGCAAAAGCUUCCUCUGUCUCCCAGCCCAACUAUCCUUUUUCUGACAAAGAAAUAUUGUGGUAAUGAAGAGUUGAGAGGAGGUUGAGGGAGGAAAGGACUGACCCACAAGAAAAAACGGGAGGGAAAGAAAAGUGACGAUCCUUGUAUCAAAGAAGCUUGUGAAUGUUUUUAGCUCUGAAGAAACGAAUGACUCCCACAAGAGGGAACAGAGAAAAGAA
This is a messenger RNA of Zonotrichia albicollis (white-throated sparrow), 2910 nucleotides long. RefSeq names its product ATP binding cassette subfamily D member 3 (gene ABCD3). Gene Ontology annotation, biological process: peroxisome organization; very long-chain fatty acid catabolic process; long-chain fatty acid import into peroxisome. NCBI's taxonomy places the organism in Eukaryota, Metazoa, Chordata, Aves, Passeriformes, Passerellidae. Gene Ontology annotation, cellular component: peroxisomal membrane; peroxisome. The record is from RefSeq and is a predicted model, not a curated record. Gene Ontology annotation, molecular function: ABC-type transporter activity; ATP hydrolysis activity; long-chain fatty acid transmembrane transporter activity.